This is a messenger RNA of Acytostelium subglobosum LB1, 2031 nucleotides long. RefSeq lists its product as hypothetical. Gene Ontology annotation, cellular component: mitochondrion. The transcript has a single exon. Gene Ontology annotation, molecular function: mitochondrial ribosome binding; GTP binding; GTPase activity. The coding region runs from base 1 to 2031 and encodes 676 amino acids. Lineage: Eukaryota; Evosea; Eumycetozoa; Acytosteliales; Acytosteliaceae. Gene Ontology annotation, biological process: positive regulation of translation. The record is from RefSeq and is a predicted model, not a curated record.
AUGUUAAACAUACUUCGUUGUUGUCGGGUUGCAUCCAAUGCCAACAACAUUGGUCAGGCCCAUCUAUUGGCAACAUCAACAGCACUCACAUCAUUAUGGCGACGAACAUAUUGCAGCAACAGCAACAGCAACAAAACAGUGGAGAAGGAGAAGGUGGACGUGACACAAUACCCACCAUCACGCGUCAGGAACUUUAGCAUUAUUGCUCACAUCGAUCAUGGCAAGACAACACUCAGCACCAAGCUGCUGUCGCUGACGGGCACUCUGCCCAAGAACAUCUAUGGCAGUGGCGAGGACAGUCUCGACCUCAGCAAGCAGAUCAAGAGCGACAACCGCCGCGAGCAAUACCUCGACAAGCUGCAGGUGGAGAAGGAGCGCGGCAUCACGGUCAAGGCGCAGAGCUGCUCGAUGGUCUACCACAACAAGGUUGACGGCCACAAGUACCUGCUCAAUCUGAUCGACACCCCCGGCCACGUCGACUUCAACUACGAGGUGUCGCGCUCGCUGAUGGCCUGCCAGGGUGCGCUGCUCGUGGUGGACGCGUGUCAGGGCGUGCAGGCGCAGACGAUGGCCAACUACUACCUGGCGCUGGACUCGGGCCUCGAGGUGGUGCCCGUAAUCAACAAGAUCGACCUGCCCACGGCCAACGUGGACAUGGUUCUCGAGCAACUUCAGAGCACCUUUGGCUUCCAUCCGCAGGACGUCCUGUGUGUGAGCGCCAAGAGUGGCGUGGGCAUCACCGAGAUCCUGCCCGCGGUGAUUGACCGCGUGCCGCCACCACCCAGCACCGAGGGCGCGCCAUUCAAGGCACUGCUCUUUGACAGCUGGUUCGAUCGAUUCAAGGGCGUUAUCUGUAUGAUCAAGGUCGUGGACGGCUCAGUGAAGAAGGGCGACGUCAUCCAGGCGGCCGCCAGCGGCCAGACAUACGAGCUGUUUGAUGUGGGUGUCAUGCACCCUGAGCAGGAGCUGACAGGCGAGCUGCGCACGGGCCAAGUCGGCUUCAUCGUGCCGGGCAUGAAGACCACGCAAGAGGCACGUGUCGGCGACACGUUCUACCACAAGGAGCAUCCAGUGCCCGCGCUGCCGGGUUUCAAGCCCGCCAAGCAGAUGGUAUUCGCGGGUGUCUACCCCAUCGACAACCUCGACUACGUGUCGCUGAAGGAGUCGUUUGAGAAGCUCACACUCACAGAUGCCUCGGUGUCGAUGUCCAAGGAGAGCUCGGUCGCCCUGGGUAUGGGCUUCCGUUGCGGCUUCCUUGGCCUCCUCCACAUGGACGUGAUCCUUCAGAGACUCGAGCAGGAGUAUGGCCAGGUUGUGAUCGCCACGCCACCCACCGUGCCCUACCGCGUAAAGAUGCGCGAUGGCACCGAGAAGAUGAUCUCCAACCCGGCCGACUACCCCGCACAGGAGAACAUCAGCGAGACAUUGGAGCCGAUGAUCAUCGGUCGCAUUGUGGCUCCCAACGAACAUUUGGGCCCACUUCUCAAGCUAUGCAUGGAACAUCGUGGCUCGCAAUUGGACCACGAGAUGAUGGAAGGCGGUCGCAUGCGACUGACAUUCUCCUUCCCGCUCUCAGAGAUCAUCACAGACUUCUUUGACAAUCUGAAGCGUAUCUCGAGUGGCUACGCGUCGCUCGACUAUGAGGACGACGGUUACGCCGUGGCCGACGUGGUCAAGGUCAAGGUCAUGCUCAAUGGAGAGGAGGUCGACUCGUUGUCGGCCAUUGUACAUAAAUCACGUGCCACGCCACACUCGCGCUCGCUGGUCAAGCGCCUCAAGAAAGUGAUCGAUCGCCAGAUGUUUGCCGUGGCGAUACAGGCGGCCGUCGGCAACGAUGUGUUGGCCCGCGAGAAUAUAUCGGCGAUGCGCAAGGAUGUCACGGCCAAGUGCUACGGUGGUGAUAUCACACGACGAAUGAAACUGCUCAGCAAACAAAAGGAAGGCAAGAAGAGAAUGAAGCAGAUGGGCUGUGUCGAGCUGUCCCAAGAUGGUUUCCUCAGAUUGAUGAAGAACAAUGAAGAGGAUGACUAA